Molecule: messenger RNA, 1335 nt
Organism: Striga hermonthica
Lineage: Eukaryota; Viridiplantae; Streptophyta; Magnoliopsida; Lamiales; Orobanchaceae
Source: the annotation of a GenBank genome assembly
AUGGACGCCGCGUUCUGUGACCUCAACAUUUCAACUCCGCAAGCAUUCCACGGCGUAGCUCGGGCCGUCCCAGGGGAUCCUCCACCCCUCGACGGCGCAAGGGCCAGCAAAAUCCUCAGAAUCCAGCAGCUUUCCUUGUUGGGAAAUGGGUUUCCUCUGGGUGUUAUUCCAUUCAUUUCGCCUUCCCCUAAUCAUAAGGAGUUGGGCUCUCUCGCGCUGCAAUCCCUCAUCGGAAAAGUUUGUAUGGGUGACUGGUGGGUUGGAUUAGUUGGGCAAUUUCGUCCCAAGAAAUUGUUAUCGUCUAUUAAAGCUGAAGCUUCAACUGCAGACCCUUGGCAGCUGCCAUUCCUUAAAAAUUCGGCUAAGCAUUUUUUGGAUAAAUCACUCUAUAAGAUUGGCUUAUGCGCACAAAUAGCACUAACAUCAUCGUCUUCUUUGCUUUUUAGCACUGAAAAUCAUGGUGAGGGAAAAAAACGACGCACAAAGGCCAUGCUCGUUCACCAGCUUCCAGAUCACGAUCUCACUUUAGAAGCUGCAUGGCCCGAGCUUUUCAUAGACAGCAAACAGAAUUACUGGGAAGUACCUGAAUCUAUAUCAUUAGACUGCUCGUCCAUCGUCUCGGAUUCUGGAUUGAGAUAUCGUUUUGGGAUUUAUAAAAAUAGCGGCCUCCCAAAGGCUGUUGAUGCACCUGUAGAUGCUCAAUCUCCUCUUGCCUUAUCUCCUGGGCUAUGUGCAAAAGCUGCUUUUUCUAUUGAGAAGUCGAAGGACUUGUGGAGGGUAAUAGCAAAGGAGGAAGAUGAUGUUAUUAUCAAGACAAAAUAUCAUCAAAUAUAUCGCCCCUCGUAUGAUGUACGUCUCAAGGAGCCUCACUUAAACAUUUCUGGAAUAAUAGGUGGUUAUUGUGAGUCGUGGUUGGCUGGUUUGAAAGAGAAUAGAAGUCGUUUCGGUGCUGAUGUAUUUGGUUCGGCAAACUGUUCUUUUCAACUCGGUAAGUUCAGAAAUAAUUUCUUGGACCUAACCAGGAUAGAUGCUCGUCUGGAUAUUUGUUCCGCCUCAGCUUUAGCCAAGGGUCUUUUCAGUAAUCCACCACAAAAUGAUUUGUCCUCUCCCAAACUGAAUUUCAUUUUCCAGCAACAGGUUCUUGGGCCAAUUGUGUUUCGGGUCAACUCCAGAUUUUCGCUCGAGCAUACGUCUGGAAGACCUGAGCCCAAGCUUGAAGAUGUGACAUACAGCUUGAAUUACGCGCUAAGAGCCUUGAGAUCGGGAAAAGUGGUUGCAUGGUAUUCUCCUAAUCGAAAAGAGGGAAUGAUUGAGCUACGCCUCUUUGAGUUCUGA